Messenger RNA from Glycine soja, 543 nucleotides. Its product is annotated as probable NADH dehydrogenase [ubiquinone] 1 alpha subcomplex subunit 5, mitochondrial. NCBI's taxonomy places the organism in Eukaryota, Viridiplantae, Streptophyta, Magnoliopsida, Fabales, Fabaceae. The transcript is spliced from 3 exons. Bases 1 to 543 code for a protein of 180 amino acids. The record is from RefSeq and is a predicted model, not a curated record.
AUGGGGCAUGCAAGCCUGCCUCUUGUGUCACAGCCAGUUGAGAAAGAAAGCCUUCUUGUGGAAUCUGACGAUGAUGAUGACAACGAUGACACAGAAACUGAGGACCAAGACGUUGAAGGAGGAAGAACCGUUGAUCAGAACAAUGACAGGGGAAAGGGUCCACCUGUUAUUGGUGGAGAAAGUUCAAAAACAGAUGGUGAUGAAGGACCAGAUAUGGAUAAGAAGGCUAAUGAGUUCAUUGCUAAGUUUAUAAAGCAAAUAAGGCUUCAGAGAAUUGAGUCAAUCAAGAGGAGUACAAGGAGUGCAAGAAACUCUUCAAGAACUAGGAAACUAUUGUGGAGCAAUCGAGUGAGUCCUAAUGUUAUAUACUCCUUACAGCACAUGCAUAGUGACACAUCAACAUUAGCUGUUGGUAGAAUAGAUGAGUGGGAUCCUUGGGGUGUUCCAGAUGAUUACAGAUGUGAGGUGAUUGAGAAUGAUGCACCAGUUCCCAAGCAUGUUUCUCUCCCUAUAGAAUUUGACAAGACGCUAGAGGCACUUUGA